UAUGUUCAAGUUACAGUAAAUUAACUAUUACAAGAUGUUAACUCUUACUGUGAACAGUAGUAUUUCGUAUGACAGCUACUUUCUAAACCAUAUUGAUUGUGCUGAAUAUUGGUGGGUUUGUGGGGCUGAAGACUUAUUUCUUCUCUGUACAGACAGCUAACUUCAGUUGUGCCAACGCAUGCCUUUUGCUUGCAUUUAUGCUGAAGUUUAAAUCUUGUCUUUGGCUACACUCUAUGCAAGAAAUUACAGGAAAAACUCUGCCUCACUGGGCAGUAAGAAGAGACAUUUAGUCUAUCAGCUAACGCUCAAGAUGGCUAAAACAGAUCUCUUAGUCUUCUCCGCAAGCCUUCCUUGCUACAUCCUUUUUGAUCAUUGUGGACAGUAUCACCUUCUUGCCUGUCACGGAGACCCAGAACCUGUGUUUCUACUCCAGCCUCGCUCUAGGUCCUCACAUCAAGGCUAUGGCAUGUGCUCCUGCCACCACUGUUGUGCUGGAUUCCUGACCAUGCAGCUAUGUAGCAAUCUGCACCAGUGCGUUCAUUCAGCUGAAACUAACCGUGUCUGAAAAAAAGAGUCCGUUCCCUGUAGUCAGUUUGAUGGUGGGAUCAGUUGUAAUGAGCAUGGCCCCUGAUGACAAUUUUCUCAUGGUUGGCAGUAAUGAUACAGGGACUAAUGGUACUGGGAUGCUGAUAGACACUGACUCCAGAGAUGCCCAGAGGGUGCUGAUUGCUAGCACCCUCACAUUUCUGGUUGGGAUUUUACAGGUGGUAUUUGGAGUCCUUCAGAUUGGUUUCAUUGUGAGGUACCUCGCAGAUCCACUAGUUGGGGGAUUCACAACUGCAGCUGCUUUUCAAGUGCUCGUGUCACAAUUGAAAAUAGUCCUAAAUGUUUCAACUAAAAACUAUAAUGGUGUCCUUUCCAUAAUAUAUACUCUCAUUGAAACGUUUGAAAACAUUGGUUCCACCAACAUUGCAGAUCUUAUUGCUGGGCUCCUCACCAUUUUUGUCUGCAUGGUAGUCAAAGAAAUAAAUGACCGAUAUAAACACAAGAUUCCUAUACCGAUACCAAUAGAAGUUAUUGUGACAAUAGUAGCCACUGGCAUUUCAUAUGCUGCCGACUUGGAAAAAAAAUAUAAUGCAGGCAUUGUUAAGAGCAUUCCAAGAGGAUUUUUGCCUCCCGAGCCUCCAGAUGUCAGCAUGUUUUCCCAGAUGAUAGCAGCCUCCUUUUCUAUUGCUAUUGUUGCUUAUGCUAUUGCGGUUUCUGUGGGGAAAGUAUAUGCAACCAAGUAUGACUAUGCUAUUAACGGAAACCAGGAGUUUAUUGCCUUUGGGAUCAGCAACAUUUUUUCUGGUGCCUUUUCUUGUUUUGUUGCAACUACUGCUCUUUCACGGACUGCAGUUCAAGAAAGUACUGGUGGAAAGACUCAGAUUGCUGGUAUAAUCUCAGCUGGAAUUGUUCUGAUUGCCAUUGUUGCCCUGGGGAAAUUGCUGGAGCCCUUACAAAAGUCUGUGUUGGCAGCUGUAGUCAUAGCUAACUUGAAAGGGAUGUUCAUGCAAGUGUUUGAUGUUCCCCGUCUGUGGAGACAGAAUAAAGUAGAUGCUAUGAUCUGGGUUUUUACAUGUAUAGCAUCCAUCAUUCUGGGACUUGAUUUGGGAUUACUUGCUGGCCUUUUGUUUGGAUUGCUGACAGUUGUGCUGAGAGUUCAGUUUCCUUCAUGGGGUGGCUUUGGAAACAUUCCUGGCACAGACAUCUACAAGAAGGUCAAGGACUACAAAAAUGUUGUAGAACCAGAAGGUGUGAAGAUCCUCAAGUUUUCAAGUCCAAUUUUUUAUGCUAACAUCGAUGGACUGAAAAGAAGCCUCAAAUCCACAGUGGGAUUUGAUGCAGUAAAGGUAUACAAUAAGAGACUCAAAGCACUGAGGAAGAUACAAAAGCUGAUCAAGAAAGGGAAAUUAAAAGCUACUAAGAAUGGCAUCAUCAGUGAGCCUGGCAUUAGUAAUGAAGCUUUUGAGACUGAUGAGGAACCUGAAGACAACGAAGAUCUUCAAGUUCCCAUCAAAGAAGUGGAGAUCCAAGUAGACUGGAAUUCAGAACUGCCAGUCAAAGUAAACAUCCCCAAGGUGCCCAUCCACAGUCUCAUUCUUGAUUUUGGAGCAGUAACCUUCUUGGAUAUUGUAGCUGUGAGAUCAAUAAAAACGAUAAUUAGAGAGUUUGAGAGAAUUGAUGUGAGAGUAUACUUCGCUUCAUAUCAAGACAACCUUAUAUCUCAGUUGGAACAGAGUGCUUUCUUUGAUGACAUUGUCAGAAAAGACAUAUUCUUUCUGACUGUUCAUGAUGCUGUGCUCUACAUACGGAAUCAAAUGGCAUAUAGUGACAACCAGGAUCCUAUAUUUGAGAAGAUUUCACUCAUGCAAGAGUCUAAAGAACCUAUAGAAUUCACAGAAACAAUCCGGCCUGCUGAUGAACUUGAUGUUCAGGAAGAGGCUAUGCGCAGACUUGCAUCAUGAAGACGGACUGCUGGUACUGUCUUACACACUGCAAUAUUUAUGCACCAGUACUAUAUAAGCAUUUUCUGCAAUGAAUCCAAUCUUGGCACUUGAAGAAAACAGUGAUUCUUUGUCUGAAUGAUACAGAUCUCUAGAAUUCUCCAAAUUUUAGCUAAUACUAUCUCUGAAGUAUUCUGGACCUUGAUUCAGCAAGCACUUUCCAGUAUGAUACAUUGGAAAAAAAAAUCAGAAGACUGUUAUGAAAUGUAUUCAGUUCUGGGGCUAGUCAGGCAGAAGGUGCAUUACAUUGUUAUAUGAGUGCAUACAGGAAGAAAAGCUGCUUUGUGCUUCGCCCUCGGAAGUUGAAGAGACAAAAAUCUUUGGAUCACAGCCCUUUUGUUAUGUAUUUGCAUAAUGUCUUGUGAGAGGGCGAGAGUUCUAGCUGGCCGAGGUUUGGCAAUUCUAGAACAUUUGUGUGACCAUCUUGAAAAAUGUGUCUGGAUUGUUCUUUCCGGGCAGUUCCUUAAAUUGCUACAGGUUGAUGGAUAGCUGAAACGGGUGACAGGUGGAACAACCACAUGAACAGGAAACUGCACUGAACCACUAAAAAAUCUUUAUAUACAGUAACUUUCCUUAGGAAAUAUAUUUGGAUAUGGCUUCAUUAGCUCUGUAUUAAUCCCACUGUAGCAAAUCAUGCACUACUAUCAGUGAUCUUCCCUAAAAUGAAGUAUAUACAGAAGAUUAUUUUGGCUAUAUAUCUUUCAUCAGGAGGUAGAUUGUGACCCGGACUGGAUCAACUAAAACCUUAGUUCCCAAGUACUUAAUGGGCUCUCUACAACAGGCUGCUACUGAAUGCAAGUAAGGAAGUCAAAAUGUCACCCAGUAUAGAGGUUUUUAACUAUGAAAUAUAGGAGUUUAAUUAGUUUAAUUAAUGGUUCUAUUUUUAUAUAGCAUAUUUUUCUUUUAAUAUUCUACAUCAAACUGCUGCUGUUCUUUUGCAGGACAAGUAUAGACAUUUGGCAGUCCAUAAUGCACAAGUGCAAUAAUUUACAGAAGAUAAGGGAGUUUAACUUUAAUCCUUAUUUUUGGACUAUAUAAAAUAGAUUUGCAGUAAAUCAGUGGUCUUAAUUUCAUGAAGAAGAAAUGUUUGUUUGAUGGAAAACAGAUUGCUACCUUAAAUAUUUUAGCACUAUAUUAUUUUUAAUGGAAAAUCAAAAAGAAAAAAAAAACCAACAAAUCUUUGCACGAUGAGGGAAUACAUAAUAGCAAAAGUAUAAGAAAUAUCCAGGUAUAAUGUCCCCUCAGUAUUUAAGCUUCACAGUUGUUGGCAUUUAUGUUGACAAGUGUUAAGUCUCCUUAUUUCGUUACAUCAGAGAAUUUUUCCUGUAUCAUACUGCACUGAGAAAAUUUUUGCAAGUAAGGUUGGUGGAAAAUCUCAGGUGAAAAGCUAAGCACUAAGUACAUUAUUCUGCCCUACAGACCUGAGUGAAGUCCAUUAAAAUCAUUUUAAAAAAUCCUAUAAAUUUCAAUCAGUUGGACAGGAUCCUCACACAGUGGGUAACAGCAUCAAACCGACAUCUUUAUUCCCUAGUUAAUGCAAAAAAACCUUCAGUUUUAAUGACAGCUACUGUCAUUUUUCAUUUCAAAUGCAACAGGGGUUUGAAUCUCAAAGGUACUGAUGUUACAGUCCAAGCCAGUGAAAACAUGACUUAUUAUUUACUGUUAGGAAUACGCCCUUUGUGUGCCAGGCUGGCAUCUCCAUGAGCUGAAAUUAGGUGCAUGUUUAGGAGCCAAGCCAGACUGACCUGCAGCUCCUGAGAUGGAAGUCUUGCUUUAUAUUUACAUUAAAGCUGAGGCUCAGGCUGGCACUUGACAGUGUAUGCUCUUAGCACUACCUGUCUUCAUUCUGACUCCUUCCCUGGCAGCGUAGCUCAGGAGCUUGGCUCUUCUGCAACAUCAUCGACAAAGCUUUCAUUUCAGGCCACAGCCCCAGUCUAUAUUAACCUGAAUAUAAAGCACUAUUGCCAGUGUGUGCAGCACACAGCAAUGCAGGACAAGGCCAGUAGCAUUUCUUAGAGGCUGUAUUGCUUUUCUAAAGUGGGCUGCACAUUUUAUGGGAAAAGCAAAAUGAAAAUACCUGUAAAAGAGCUUUCAGCUAAUUUUUGUAGUGUGAAUUUUGAGCAUAGAUUCUUACUUGGCAAAAAUGCAGGCUUAUUUUUUGAACCUUCUCCAGUUUUUGUCCACAUACAUAGGAAAAAAAGCAAUUACAAAUUUGACACUCGAGUUUUCUUUCCAGAUGUGCCAUUUCAGCUGGAAUUCUAAUAAGUAUGAUGCAAUGCACUUACUUUCAUUCUUGGACUGUGCGUUUCUUCAAGGUAUAGUAGUGUUCUUAAUUUAAUUGGUACAAAGUCUUCAACCUUUCCUGAACAUUAGUGUUCCACUCAAAGCCUACAUUUACGCAGAGCAAUAAGAGGUGACAUGCAGAAGUUGUUCGGUCACCUUUGUCAGAGAGACAGGGACUGUGUGCUUCCUAGUAUUGUGUAUCCAUCAAAAUGAAGGAUACCAAAGCAACUGAAACUAAAAUUCUAUACAAUUUUGUACUAAUUGAAACAACCGUAAGUGAUGCAACUAGACAUGUUUUUUUUUCCCAGUAGGAUGACGAGGUGAUGUAUUUGUAUGCAUUUUGAGUAUUACUAUUUUCUUUGCAUAUCAGGUACUAAAUUUGGAGAUACAUUUUAUUACUGUUUUAAAAAGCUGUGUACUGAAGGCAAUUGUAUCCAUUAACUAGAAAAUAAAAUUGUGCAUACCAGAAAAAUA
Numida meleagris (helmeted guineafowl) is the source of this 5303-nucleotide messenger RNA. It is a transcript of the gene SLC26A4, whose product is annotated as solute carrier family 26 member 4. Gene Ontology annotation, molecular function: chloride transmembrane transporter activity; secondary active sulfate transmembrane transporter activity; bicarbonate transmembrane transporter activity. The record is from RefSeq and is a predicted model, not a curated record. Bases 597 to 2507 code for a protein of 636 amino acids. Gene Ontology annotation, biological process: transmembrane transport. Gene Ontology annotation, cellular component: membrane. NCBI's taxonomy places the organism in Eukaryota, Metazoa, Chordata, Aves, Galliformes, Numididae. The transcript is spliced from 19 exons.